GUCCGAGGCCCAUCAAAUCAGAGACACAAUAGCACUGUAAACAUGCCCGCUGCACUCAGGACGGCUCGCCUGGCAUCUCUUUUCGUUGCGUUCGCGUUUGGGGUUAUCGGUGGCUCUGUUGGCUUGAAUGCCCUAAUCAAGUCAAACCAGGAAAAUUCGUACAUUCAAAAGACCAUAAGCACUCUGCGAGCUCAACUUGGAGAUGUAAAUGUAUACCUUAACACCAAUGAUGUAUUCCACACUGGAGUCGUUAUCACGACAGUCUGUGCCCUCAUAGCAGUUCUCACUUUUGUGUACCUCCUCUUCACUUUUUGCUCAAUCACCAAUCGCCCACUCGGCCUCCGUUUACAAGCUUUCUCUCUCAUCUUCUGCGCAGUGUGGCUUUUCGCGACUCUUAUUCCCUUUGACGUCUAUUUCGCAAACCACUCUGCACAAGUAACUGCCACCCUUGGAGGAACACAAGUCCCUCAAUCGCUUAUACAAUUGCUCGAGAAUGAACUCGGUGUGUCGGCCGUUUACAAGCACAUAUAUUACUUACGCCUUCUUGCGGUUCUACCCUGGUUUGCUUUCCUUUUCUCCCUCGUCGCAGCCGGUGUUUUGUUAGUUGCUUCUGGGCACGCACGCACUACGGAUUAUGGCAAUGCUGCUAGUACUGCUAGUGAAUCAGAGAAGAAUGACGACGUCGAGAGAAGUCAGCCACAAGCUUGAGCGUGCAACACGUAUUAAUGUAGGGUGGAAUAUGCAAGAUUGCUUUUGUUGUACUGUCUUUCAUGAAUGCUAUUGUAUUCGUAGGCAGAUUGUUUUGUAAUGUUGUCAUGUCCUUUAGGAGCGCAAAUGUAUCAAAUUAGACUUUUGUUAAUCAUACAUAUUCAGCAUGUGUUAAUACUGUCUGAGCAGUAUUGUCGUUAUU
This is a messenger RNA of Serpula lacrymans var. lacrymans S7.9, 910 nucleotides long. RefSeq lists its product as uncharacterized. NCBI's taxonomy places the organism in Eukaryota, Fungi, Basidiomycota, Agaricomycetes, Boletales, Serpulaceae. The record is from RefSeq and is a predicted model, not a curated record. The transcript is spliced from 5 exons. The coding region runs from base 43 to 708 and encodes 221 amino acids.